AUGCUGGAAUUCGUUCUGCCGGUAUCCCGUGGGGAUCUUCUCACAGCCACCACAACAUCCUAUGCUGUUAACGAGACAUGUUCAGUGCGUGGCAUAAUAUCUAAGGUCCAAGAUUGCCAACGAAAACUUGUUCGGGAAGGCCUGCUCGGGGUGUUGCAGUACUUCGACGUCCUCUACAGCGUUUUACAUGAGUGGAAGUCGGUAGAUGUGAAUGUAAAGGAAGAUGCCUGGAACGUUGUACUUAAAGGUUGUGAAACUACAAUGCGUGAAUUGGUCAACAUUCUUAGCCGUUUAUCCGGUCCCAACACUACACUCAACCGUUCUCUUGUUUCGGAAUAUCGAAACUCCACUAAGAUGCAUACCUAUCUUCUGUGUCAACUCGUGGAAAUGAUAGAAAAUGACAUCACGGCGGAGAGCAAUAUCGCCGCUGCCACAAAGGUUGGUCGCGGUCGUGGAAAAUCGUCGGCAGCAAGAAACCGUGCCGCUGAUGCCACCUUCUCUUUCGACUGGUCCACAGAAUGUACAAACGCUGUGACCACGCUCGACCAGCUCUGCAAACUGGAAAUCAAAAACCUCUGGGACCCCCCAGUAGUCGAGGAGGAUUUCGUAAAUUUACUAGCGAACUGUUGCUACAAGCUGCUUGAGAAUAAGUCACUCGCUGCCAACGUUAGUGUACGAACGGCCAUCACCAACUUACUCACAACUCUGAUCCACCGUUACAAGCACGGAAUCGCCUGCUGCGUGAAACUGGCCCAACUGCUGCAGUGCUUUGCUCACAUGGCCAAUUGCCUGUCCCUUAUAGUGAAUCGUCUUAUGGAGGAGGAGUCAAUGGUGCCCUUUGUAAAGGAGCUGCUUAGCGAAAUAUGCAGUUACAACAACGAGGACCUUGAGCGCGACUCUUCAGCCACACAUAACUUUUGCCUUUUCCUGGAAACCGUAUCCUCAACACAUCCCGUCCUGGCUAUCUCAAUUCUUCCUCUGAUCCGCUCUCGUCUCAACGAGGAUCCCUAUCAGAUGCGUAAUUGUGCGCUCAGUGUGAUUGGUGAAGUGUUGCGCAACCUCUGCAGCCGCCCUCAGCUUGAGGCAAAGGACAAAAUUCAACGCGACCGACUGAUGGAUGUCCUCCAGGAACACAUUCACGACGCCAAUGGUUUCGUCCGAGCCCGUGCUCUCCAGAUCUGGUACAAUCUGGCUUCUGCCAAGGGCCUCCCUGUGAAGCGACAGGUCCAACUUGCGCGUCUUCUUGUAGGACCCGAAGGCGCGAUCAAUGACAUUUCCAGUUUUGCUCGCAAGUAUGCUCUUCGUCUGCUUACUGCAAUGCUGGUCCAAAGUCCGGCUGCGAAGUUGAGUGGCUCCGACCUGGUGAGUGUGUUAACCAAAGAGGAGGAACGCUUGAAAAUUCUCGAAGACAGUUUUGCUGCAAUUUGUGGCGCAGAGUUCCAGGCUGCACUUCCGGGCGACGACAUGGAGACAGAUGAGAAUGGCGAACAGCGGACCGAUAAAAAUGCCAAUCGGAAAAAGACGAAGAAGAAGAAGAAAAAGAAGGAGAAAAAGAAGCUGAAUUUCUCCAGCUCCGAGGAGGAAGAGGAGGAGAGUGAAGAUGCGACCGAAGAAGAUGUGGAGGAUGGUAGCACAAAGGCGGAGGAAGGGGAGACCAGAAACCACCGCAGA
Messenger RNA from Dibothriocephalus latus, 1671 nucleotides. The record is from the annotation of a GenBank genome assembly. NCBI's taxonomy places the organism in Eukaryota, Metazoa, Platyhelminthes, Cestoda, Diphyllobothriidea, Diphyllobothriidae.